UUUUUGCAUUUGAUCGACAAACAACGGAAGGAACACAAGAAGCAAGCAAGCAAGCAAGAUGAGCCGCCACUUUCCCACCAUCCGCCCUGAAGGCGAUGCGCCGCUGAACACACAACCCACCUCCGGGCCCUUUGGAUGCCACGACACCCUUCGCAAAGGGCCGACUUCUGCACGGGCCGAGGUCGCCCCCAAGCAUCCUGUCGAAGUGGCACAGGCAAAGCACGAAGCACACCAUGAGAAGCUGAAGAUGAGCAUCAUGGGCGCCAUCCAGGGCCCUGCUGCGCCGCAGCUCGUGAAACUGGAGCGGGCCAUCUAUGCACAGAACCAGCGCCUGCCGUCGCUGCACAGCUCACACCUCGCCCUCGACGUCUCCACGGGCCGCCUGGGCGUCAUGGACUUUGACGACUUCCUCAACGACCCGCGCGAUUCCGAGAAGAUGGUGGAUGUGCACACGGCGGUGGAGGCCUCGCCCGCCUUCAAGCGCUGAGCAACAGCAACAGCAGCAGCAGCAACAACAACACUCGCGCGCGCGCGCACACUCACACACAUACACGCAUGCACAUGCAUUCAUGUACACGUGAGCUGAUGCAUGGUGUGCGAAGCAGUUGUUGUGCUUGUGGAUGAUGUUUGUGUCCGGUGUUAAGGGUGAAGGGUGACACCCUGUCGUGUUUGGGUGUCGUGCCUUGCAUUGGUUUGACGGCUGGUGAAGAUCGUGUGUGUUCAUGUCGUUACGAUGCUGCUGUGCUGUGCGCACAAGCGAGUACCUUCCAUGUAUGUGUGCGUGUGUAUGUGGAUGACGUGGUGUGUUUGCGGGUUGUAGGAGCACGCCACCCGUUGUCUUGUUCACUCCCUGUCGUACUGGUCCAUCUUCACAAUAACAAACAACAAACAAACAGAACAA
Molecule: messenger RNA, 901 nt
Organism: Salpingoeca rosetta
Lineage: Eukaryota; Choanoflagellata; Craspedida; Salpingoecidae
Exons: 7
Coding region: 59-487 (142 amino acids)
Biological process (GO): proteasome assembly
Cellular component (GO): cytoplasm; nucleus
Source: RefSeq, a predicted model, not a curated record